AUGGCGCCAAAGGCCUUUUCUCAGCUGAGGGCGCGGAUCGCCCUCGGGGCCAGCAGCCUGGUGGGGGUGCAGGGGUAUCUCACAAGCUGGUAUUGGCAGAGGAGCCUUGCAGCGACGGAGGACGUUCCCCUGCUGGCCGCCCUGACUCAGCGUUGCUGCAUGAAUGGUGGCACCUUCUUUUGCGACGGCAGGAUUCCGGGCGCCUCGGGCAGAUACCGCAACGCUCAGUACUACGGAUCUUGUUACAGGGAUCCGGGCGGGUCGACCAUAAAUGUCACCGGUCGCAAGAAGCCCCGCCUCCUGCCUGGGUCAUAUCAGGGCUCGCAGGCGAAGCCAAGCCCCUGGCAAUCUUUGCCCUUGUCAAACCAAGCAUCCUUUCCAAUCAGUCCCCAACGAACGCCCCAGUUAACCCAUUCAAAACCUGGCCCCGCUUGUCCAAGACCUUGGCCAAGUGAUGACGUUUCCCUGUCGAGCCGGCCACUGCUCAUCGCUCCCCUCUCUCGAGCACCGCUGAACCUUGCCAGCUUCUCGGGGUUCACGAAUGGACAAGCUGCCGCCUAUUCUACUCGAGCGACCCCCGGAGCAAGCGCGCACCACAGCCAGCUCAAUGCAUCGCGCUCAUUGUUGAGGACCGCUAACGUCGCAGCUGAUCUGGCCAACGACUCUGCCGAUGUUGAACGGAGGGCGCUCUCAGCCCAGGCGGCUUUCUCGGGGCGCACCUCAGAAAGCGCUUCGCCAAGUAAAAAACCCCCCUUUGCCCACUUAGAAACAGCCAGCCAGUCAGACCCGCAAGCAGGGUGCUCACAAUCGUCAACUGCUGGGGGGGGUGCUACUAAGUCAGAGCGCAGCCCGGAGAGGGCACAAAUGGACCCCCCGUUUCUGUAUCGAGCCAGCUCGGCACGUCCGCAGCAGGGGGAGUCGCAGCAUUGUCAAAUGGGGCCUCGCGACGCAUAUGUGAGGGGGAUGCAUCUGCAAACCAAGCCGGCGGAGCAGGGUCUCGAUGAGGGGUGGUACUUCAACGCAGACGGGUUCAAGUCCGUCCAGUGGGGCAGCAUCCCUGCUGAGGCCUUCGAGCGCUUCAACUGGGCGUACAGCCGCCUCGAGAUGGUCCCUUCCACCACCGGCAGGUUUGUGGCCGUGGAGUUCGCCACUCCUGACCAGACAGAUGCAGAUGGCACGAACGGGAGUCGUGUUUGGAGUGGUGCCGCGGAGGGGGCUGUUACUGUUGAAACCGGCAAGCCACCAGUGGUCACUCAAAAGGUGGAUACAUUUGAAAUUCGGGACCAGAGGUUGAGACCAAGGGGAGUGGAGACGGAGGGAACAAGAGGCGAGCCGGUUGGGGGCAAAGGGGCGGAGGACACACUCGGGGAUCACCAGGAGAACGAACGAGUGGGAGCGGCCGUGUCUGAGGGGGCGUGCGAAUGUGGGGUAGUCGAGAUGCGCGACGUCGGUGACUGGAGGCCCGAGGAGGCGAGUGUUGCGAAGUGUGACGAUUGCAGUGGGGAUGUGAGGGGCGCGAUCACUGCCGAGCAGGGGCAGCCGUUACGAGUAGAGCUGGAGGGAGCGCUUGCAGACCGGAUUCCGGAGGGGAAGACGACCCUGGAAAGAGAGUCAGCACAUGGGGCAGAGCGGUUGGAGCGUAGAGAUGCUUCUGGAAUGUGCGAGAGGCCAGAGGCAGCGACUGUGCUUGGGGCGGAGAAGACAAAUGCAGGCGGGUGUGCGGAAGUAGGGGUGGAGCAGGAUGCGGGUUGGCUGGAAGGAGUGGUGAUGGAACCGGUGCCGGCUCCAGUUCCGACAAGGCCAGAGCCCCUGUUUGGGAGUGGGCUGAACGAGGGUUUGGGAACGAGAGGUGGAGUCGUGGAAGAUUGGAAGGCUGCUCUGCCGCACGAGGGGCUUGAGAGCAGUGAAUCGGACUCUGCCUUCGUGGGGGGGUGGGAGGGCAUCCGAAUUGAGGGAGAGGGGGCGCUUGAGGGGUUGGAGGAAGCGCUAUUAGAAGAGGCGAAGUUGGGCGUUGGAGAAUUGGAGGCCACUAGAGGGGAGGGAUUGGCUUCAGGCGCUUCUGUGGGUGGGGAGGAGAUGGUGCAAGAUGCGGAGGGGUGGGAACUUACGGUCCUGCCGGAGGGUAGCGGAGAGGUUGGAUUGCUUCGAGGGGGGGAACACGAGCAGGGCUGGGGGCCCGUGCAAACGGAGGAAGAGUCCGAAUUUGCGGCUGUUGCUGGGGGGGUGCAGGAAGACGAAAGGGGAGCGAGAGAGUUGUUAGGACGGGUGAACAAAAGGUUCGGGAGAGAGGUCUGGAAGCGCCAGAAGCUGGGAUUGGGCGGUAGCUCGACGAAGCUCUUGUCGAAAGACGUGUGGAGACGAGUGCCGCUCGCCACGCAAGCGGGGCCGUCGGGCCAGACCGCAGAUCAGCGGAGGGUGGAUUCCAGGCCCGAAAAUUCGGGGCGGGUCCGAAGAGGCUCGGAGGAGAAGGGAGGAAGGGGGGUUACGGGUGCGGUUAGGAAAGACGUGCAGGACGCAGAGAGGGGGAAAGAGGGGAAACCCUCAAAGCGAGCCCGGUUGGAAGGCCGGGCUUUGUCACGGGAGUCUCGGGAGGUGGAUGACGUCAGCAGGGUAGGGUCUGAAGCGGAGGCGCAGUCUGCGGAGAGGUCGGGGAUGCUCUCCUGGGCGGAUUUGAUGGCCCCCGCUGCAAAGGUGAAUUCUACUCUGAGAGUGGAUGACGUCAGCAGUGUGGGGUUCGAAGCGGAGGCGCAGACUGUGGAGAGGGCCGGGAUGCUCUCAUGGGCGGAUCUGAUGGCCCCCGCUGCAAAGGCUGAAGACAGUUUGCCCCCGAGGCGGAUGCUGUCGUGGGCUGAGCUGAUGCAACAGGUGGGGCCGCCAGUCGAGGCGGCGACCAGACCGCAUCUCCCGGCAUCGAAAGCGGCGGUUGAGAGUGGGGGAGAAAGUGAACGGGAGUUGCAUGGCGGGCAGGUCGUGAACGAGGGGAUCGAGGGUGUAGAGGGGCGGCCGGCCGGUGUGAACUCCCCAGAGGUAGAAGCGGCCCCCAGGGACGUACGAGGAAGGCAGGAAGAGUCCCUAGACGGGGGGUUGGUGGGCGAAGGGUCAAAUGGAGGAGCGAUCGCAAAAGCAGGGCUUGAGGGGCUGGAGAAGGUCCGACGAGAUAUGGGGAUUGAAGGAGAAAGGUCGGGGGACGCGAAGGAGAGCCUGCUUGCCGACGUCGAAGAUGGGGCUCGACGGGUGGAGCAGGCAGCUGUUGAAGGGCCCCAUGAGGCGGCGGUCUCAAUAAGCGAGUUGCGAAGCUCGACGACGGAGGCAGAGGCGCGAAUCACAUUGGGUGGGGCUGAGGAGGAGCUUCGAAAGGAGGCCGCUGCAGCGAAGGGAGCGCUUGUUUCACAGGAGACGGCGCAGGCAGAGGCAGUGGCAGAGGGGGCACCUCAGGCAAUUGAAGAGAGUCUGAAGGAGCCGGAAGAGAGUCUUCUGGGUCGCUCAAAGGUCCAAUCGGAAAGUGACAUGUGGCAAAAGGCAGAGGCGGUCUCUCCGGGUUUGUCACUGGAGGUGGGGUCCGAGGGGCAGACUGUGCUGCAAGUGGAAAAGAAGCAGGCACGGAGCGUCGAGAGGAAGGCCAACAAGGUGAUGACACGUGGGCAGCUGGUUGAGGCGCUUGGGAAGGCGGGGACGGUGCAGGAGGUGGGGCGGUUGGUGAAGCAAGUCAAGGGAGGCCUAAAAGCGAGGGACGAAGUUUGGGUCAUGAAGGAGCUCCGCUCCAACGGCCAGCCUGUGCCCCCAUACCUCUUCUCUGCGUGGGCUCUCUGCCGCCCCAAGCGCAGACCCAGCCGCUUCCUGGUCGCACAAGCCAUCCCCGCUGCGGCGGCGGUGGGGCGUCUAGACGAGGUCGAACGACUGCUGUUUGCUGAUCUCGCCGCCUCUCAGAAACCGGAUGACGUCACGGUUUCGAUUGUCGACGCCGCGCACCUGGGAGAAGACGUCAGAACCCGGAGGGCCGGUGUUCAGGGAGCGUUAGGUGGGGUUCCGGCGGCAGGCAGUACGGCGGAUGCGACUGAGGGUGUAGUGGCGGAAGCACUUCCGGGAUUGGUGGUGCAGGCUGCGGCGGAGUGUUCUCUGGCGGAGACGUUUGUGUGCAACGCACUGCUCGAGGCGUAUGUGGACGAGGGGCGGUGGCAGGAGGCGCUGGCAGUCUUUGACGCGAUGCGGCCAGCGGGGGUUGGCUGCUCUGAGGGAAAAGACGGAGGGGUAGUUUCGCCAAAGAGGGAAGGAGAGCCGUCGGAACAAACGAGGGGUUGGGUCACUGGUGAGAAUCUGGAGGACUGGGCGGAAUACAGCGACCCAGAUUUGGAGGUUGAGGGGCCGGUAAGGACGAGCGCAAAUUUUGAUGGAGCGGUACGAGAGAAGAGACCGAACGAGGGGGAAGAUGCAGGCAUCGUGCGCGAAGACUUUGGCUGGUUGGAGCAGACGUUUCAGGAGUGGUUGCACCGGGAUGUGGAUCGGCGCGGGGGGCUCAAGCACUGGAAGGACGGACUCACCCUGGAGCUGCCACGUGGGGCGUCCGGAUUGGCUGGCAUCGGGGCGCGCGACGUCUUCAGCUACAACCUGGCCAUACGGGCUUGUUUGAAGGGGAGGCUUGAGAUGGCCCGCAUCUGGACGCUGCGCGAGCAGAUGGAGAGGGAGGGGUUAACGCCUGACCGCGUUUCGUAUAAUCUAACCAUCGCGGCGUGCUCGAAGCUGCCGGAAGGGACCGCGCACUUCACCACGCGCGCCCGCGGGGAGGACGCGCUGGCGCUGAUCGACGAGAUGCAGCAGCGGGGGAUCCCCCCGAACGUGUACACGUAUACAGCAGCUAUCGACGCAUGGGCGCGAGCGAACCAGGCGGUGGCGCGCGCGCUCCAAAGAGCCGAACCGUCCGCGAUGGUGUCUCUGUUCGAGAAGAUGCUGCACGACGGUCAGAAGCCGACCGUCGCCACGUACGGGGCCCUAGUCAACGGCUUCGCCCAAAUGGGCGCGCUCGAAGACGCUGAGCUGGCGUUCGAAAAUCUGCUGGGCUCCGGAACCAAGCCCAACGCGGGGGUGGUCAACGCUCUCCUGGCGGGGUGCGAGCUGGCGGGCGAUUUUGGCCGGGCCAGGAGGUGGGUCGAUCGGCUCGAGAAGGGGGGGGUGUUUCGGUCGGACGAGACGCGGGCGCGCUUGCUGUCGGUGUGCGUGAACACGGGGGGGGCGGAGUGGGUGGCGGCGCGGUGCGAGGAGUUGAGGGGGGGCAACGGGAGCUUUUUGGAAGGCAUGCGGGCGCUGUGCCAGGAGAUUGUUUCGGGAGAUCUUUCGGGGACGCUUCCCGAAAACGAGGCAGAAGGUACGUUUGACGAGCCCGGCCCUGCUGUGCAAGAGGCCGUUCCUGUUGAGGCGCCUCUUUUGCAGUCGCCAGAGUCCGCUACGGAAAACGGAAGUGCCCAGUCGAAGGAUGCAGAUAGCAGGUCUUGGGGGGUCGAAGUCAAGGGAAGUGGACAGAUCGACGCGGCCCUUUAUAAGGUCCUCAUCCAGGCGCUGGCCAAGGCCCGGCAGUUCUCGGAGUUGGCGCCGGUGCUGCGGGAGAUGGCCGGAAGGGGGGCCACGCCAGACGUGGUACUGAUCAACAUCGUGCUGGACACGUGUGCACGUGUCAACGACUGGGAGAUCACGGACGCGAUCGUCGAUGCGCUCGGCCAGUUGGCGCGGGCCGCAAAAGAACAGGAGGUUUCGCCGAUGGGGGCGGUAAACGGCCUCCUUGUAGAAAACGAUUUAGCACAGGGGCAUUCAGGUAACGGCGGAGAGAUCAACGCGGAAGUAGCGACUGGUGCGCAGGCACUGGCGCCCAUUCACAGCGCCGUUUCUUCCCGGCAUGCGGCCGGUGAGAAACGGCACCCCCGCCUCCCCGCGGCCUUCUUUGCGUCGACGUCCGAGCUGCUCGCGGCGAAAAUCGAUGACGUCACCGUGCGGGCGCGCGCGCGCUCGCUGAUGGCCCUGCAGUCCGCCCGAGGGGAAUCCCCCGAGACGGUCCUCGCGUUCUUCAGCACGCUUUGCGACGCCCUCUGGAGCUUCGGGUGGGAGAAGCGCGCGAGUCUGGUUGCGGGCGCGCUCCUCGGGCCGGGGUUCCAGCGGGGGUUUAAGGACCGGCGGCCGGUGAGCAAGGCGAGCGACAAGGAGUGGGCGCUGGACGUGCGGAGAUUGGGCAAAGGGGCCGGCCAGGCGGUAUUGUUCCUGUGGCUACAGCGCGCGCGAGAGGAAUUUCUGGCCGGGGAAAGCGCCCCGGGAAGGAUCGCGAUUGUUACCGGGUUCGACGGCCGGAAGUGGGCCAAGGGCGAGAUGAGGGCGGUGGUCGAGGAACAGCUGGAGGCCCUGGAGGCGCCGUUUCGGUUCAGCGAGAAGAACCCCGGGCGGUUUGUUGGCAACGGGUUCGAUGUGCGCGAGUGGCUCAUGGAGGACGGCAUGGGCGCGAAGCUUGCGCUAAGCGACGGGGCGGAGGAAGCGGAGCAAGCACUCGAGGCGGCAGUCUAAAGGGGCCGGAAUUGGUGCAAUAGAAUUGGUGCAAUAAGGUGAAGCUGGCAGAGUUGCCGACACUAGGAGGCCGAUGCGCUGUAUUGUUGUACCCUGAACGGACAAGCAAAUCCGUCAAAUUGAUUCUUUACAUGUUGCUCCGUAAAUCAUGGAAGGUACAC
Messenger RNA from Klebsormidium nitens, 6701 nucleotides. NCBI's taxonomy places the organism in Eukaryota, Viridiplantae, Streptophyta, Klebsormidiophyceae, Klebsormidiales, Klebsormidiaceae. The record is from the annotation of a GenBank genome assembly.